AUGCACCCCCUCAAGGAGGAGUUUAUCAGCACCAGCACCCAACAGACAUACAACAUCUAUACAAUUGGUCGCCAUCCCGCCCGAACCUCGUGGCAGUCUGCACCUCAGCCCACCAACAACCCCUCAUCUUCAGCGAGAACAAAUCCAACCAAUCUCCAAGUUGGGCUAGCGACGCAGGUAUCUGCCGGGCAGUGGGGUUGGCAUCGUCAGGAAGGAAUCAGCGAGGAUUGA
Molecule: messenger RNA, 231 nt
Organism: Penicillium subrubescens
Lineage: Eukaryota; Fungi; Ascomycota; Eurotiomycetes; Eurotiales; Aspergillaceae
Exons: 1
Coding region: 1-231 (76 amino acids)
Source: RefSeq, a predicted model, not a curated record